This is a messenger RNA of Symsagittifera roscoffensis, 1244 nucleotides long. Its product is annotated as protein stum-like. NCBI's taxonomy places the organism in Eukaryota, Metazoa, Xenacoelomorpha, Acoela, Convolutidae. The record is from RefSeq and is a predicted model, not a curated record. The transcript is spliced from 4 exons. The coding region runs from base 1 to 945 and encodes 314 amino acids.
AUGAUCAAAGCCAGUCCUGAUAGCAAAAAUCCCAGUGUGAUUCUGUCGUGUGCUUCGGAUGACGAGGAGGAUGUCGAGAAGAAACCGCCGGUUCGGGACACCUUGUCGGCAGAUCAACCCGCUAGAUCUGCUCGACUGCUUAGGGGUCUUCGACGAAAGCUUUCUAAAACUAAAUCUGGCGACGAAAAAGGUGACUCGGCUUCAAAAACUGGAGCCGAGAAGAAAGACGACAAAGCUUCUACGUCGAAACAUGAUUCGGUAAAUGGGGCUGUGACGGCGGGUCCUGGCGAGGAAGAUGAUGCUGUUUCGGCCUUAUCCUCUAGUCCUUCGCCGCCCGUGAGUGAGUACGAAGGAAGUCAUCGGGGAUCCUGGAGCACAUUGCUGCAUGCAAUUGGAACAGCCGAAAUGGUUCAGAAAGUACAGAGGAAUGCACAGGAGAUCAAACAAGAGCAUGACCUUGAGACUCUGAAGAAGGAGUUGGAGAUGCACGUGAGUGGAAACUACCAGAUCAAGUUCGGUCCUGUCCUGCCCAUCUGGCAAGCAGUCCUCGUCUUCAUUCUCAACUUCUGCAUCCCUGGAAUUGGUACAAUGUUGAGUGGGGUGCUGCUGUUGUCGAGGAGAACCUUCAGGACUGCAGAGGCCAAGGCGAAGUACGCGGUGGGGGAGCACUUCCUCAUCGUAUUCCUCAUCGGCCUCUCCCAGCUCAUGACCAUUACUUUCCUCUUCAUCGGCUGGAUAUGGGCACUUGUAUGGGCAUCAUGGCUCAUCCAACUAUCCAUGGAGCAUCGGAAAUUAGUAGAAGGUCAGAAGCUGCUGGAAACCCAUGAGCAGGCCACUGGGAGGAUGUCCGCCGCCCAAGUGAACAACACCAGGCCGUCCACUGAACCAGCUGGCAGCCAGGUCGAAGUGACACCCAGUCCAUCGGCAACCAUACACAACCCAUGAUGAACCAUACGUAGUCAUAUAUAGACUAAGGACAUUACUACAGCUUAAUUUAUUUAAUGUCUGCUUUACUGAUUUUAUUUGGGUCUUCAACGAUCACUCAGAUGAUAAGAUACUAGAGACAUCAAAAUCAAGGGUGGAUUUAGGGAGGGGGAAGGACGCCUUUUUUUCAGGGAUUCGACCCCGUGCCGACCUAAAAGAUCCCCCGUUGUACUAUUUUGAGAUAUCUGUUUUUGGCUGACGGAACCAAAAAUUUUCUAAUAGUGUCUUCGACGCCAAAAUAUACUAACUUUGAGGGGGAA